Molecule: messenger RNA, 612 nt
Organism: Trichomonas vaginalis G3
Lineage: Eukaryota; Parabasalia; Trichomonadida; Trichomonadidae
Product: NEDD8 transferase protein
Exons: 1
Coding region: 1-612 (203 amino acids)
Source: RefSeq, a predicted model, not a curated record
AUGUCAGCUAGCCGUGGUGGUCGUGGCGGUGCAGUUCGCUCUGAUAGAACUCUCAAUAUCCUUGGAAAGAAAGCAAACAUGGCUUCCGAGCUUCGUCUUUCUAGUGAUUUAGAUAAUUUUAAAGAAAAUGUCUGCAGAGGCAAAAACGAUCCAGUUUUCGUUCUUGUCAACAAGAAUGACAUCAUGAAUUUUGUUGUUCGUAUUAAACCAUCAGAUGGAUACUGGGCAGGCUACAACUUCGAUUUCUUGUUCGCCACCCCAGAUAAUUUCCCAUAUAUCCCUCCAAAGGUUCUCUGCCUUACAAAGAUUUGGCAUCCAAACAUUGAUGAGGACGGCAACGUUUGCCUUUCCACUCUCCGUGGCGAAACAUACCUUGCAUCUACAUCAAUUCAUGCCCAUUACGUCGCUCUUGGCUUCUUGUUAAAGAAUCCAAACCCAUCUGACCCACUUGAUGCCAAUAUUGCUGAUGAAAUGCUUGAUGAGUCUACAAAGGAUAAUUUCCCAAUUCAUGUUAAAGAAUAUUGCGAAAAGUACUGUCCAAAGGAUAGCGAUCCAUAUACCAUGCCUUCUAAGGAAGUUUUGGAAGCUGCCCGUAACUUCUCUGAAAAAUAA